Molecule: messenger RNA, 501 nt
Organism: Euleptes europaea (tarantolino)
Lineage: Eukaryota; Metazoa; Chordata; Lepidosauria; Squamata; Sphaerodactylidae
Gene: OCIAD2
Product: OCIA domain containing 2
Exons: 7
Coding region: 1-435 (144 amino acids)
Cellular component (GO): mitochondrial inner membrane
Source: RefSeq, a predicted model, not a curated record
AUGGCUUCUGCCCCGGACAAUCGGAAAGUUCAGGCCUCUUCCCUUGACCAAAAGGACCAGAACCUGCAGAAUUUUCCAACUCCAAAUGUUAGUAUUGAAGAAAUUGCAAGGAUCCGACAAGAGUGUAAAGAGGAAAGUUUUUGGUACAGAGGUCUGCCUCUGUCUCUUGGAAGUAUGCUCGUUGUUCAAGGACUAGUUGCCAACGGUACUUUCAAAGCAAGCCCUAGAUUUGGACCACUGCCUAAAAUGGCACUUGCUGGUGCCUUGGGUUUUGCUGUUGGAACUAUGUCGUACAUGAGGACAUGUCAGAAGAAGUUUCAAAGUAUUGGUGUUCAUCCAUUUUUCCCCAAAUGGCACUGUCCUCAUACUUGCAAAGAAUGCCAAGCUAAGUUUGAAAAAACUGAACUGGAAAAAUCCAAGACUCCCAUUUCUUAAAGAUCUGACUGACUUAAGCAAUAGUCACGGUACCUAUUCUACUAAAGAAACAACCUCAACAUUUUG